AUGAAUUCGAACUUCGGAAAAAGAUCAUCUGGGUCGAUCAAUAGCUUUGAUUUCGACCUCGGUCUCGGAUCGAGCCAAGGUAGACCUCUGAAUGGUCAAAAGAGCCAAACAUCUUCUUAUUCGAGCUCGAAUUCGCAGCCGAGACCCGCGUGGCAGCCCGGUAAGCCUUCGUGGACGCAUCAACCGGCUCCGAAGCAGACGACGAUCCGAUCUGAGAUUGGAAGUGGACCGACUUCAAUGGUCGGUGAUAUUCACGGUAAGACUUGGGGUUCAUCUUCCGGAUCGGGUUCUGGUAUUGGGAUUGUGAACAAGGAUCCUAGCUUGUUCGGAGAUUUGGUAGGAUCAGCCAUUGGAAAAUCCAGCGGAAACGUGCCGUUGAAGAAUGCCCCGCCUGCUUCGGCUACAGGUUCGAAUAAGAGCCCUUAUUCCAUGGGGAAUUUAGCUGAUUCGUUGCCCAAAUCGGGUAAUUCGAUGAAAAGUGGUGGUGGUUGGGGUUAUAGCAGUAAUCCGGGUGGUGUUUCAGGCGGAUACACAAGCUCCGGCGGUAGUAAUUCCGGUGUUAAUGUUAAUAGCAGCCUGAAGACUCCAAAUCUUGGAGGUCCUUCAAUGAAUAAUAUGUCUGGGAACAAUCUAAGUGGCUCUGGUUUUCCUUCGAACAGCGAUCCGUUUGGUUCGUUGGUCGGGUUAGCAACAAAAUCAUCAGGAAGCAUGAAUGCUGGAAGCAAAACGGGAAAGGCUAGCAACAAUGUACAGAGUGAUUCUUUUGGGAAUUUCCAGAAUUCAUCCCAAUCGAAUCCAAACAGUGGCGGUUUUGCGGGAUCAACCCCUCAAAACAACGACUUUGGGGAUUUUCAGAACGCCGCGAAACCAAACACAUUCUCAUCAGGCGGGUUUACCGGCUUCAAUGCUUCAAACAUUGAUUUUGGUGUGCAAUCAAAUGUUCCCCAAACCACAAGUGCAAACGAUGAUCCAUUAGGAAUGUUCUCUGGUUCAAAUGCCUCAGCUGCACCGGUUACACCGCAGACUGAAGAUUGGGGAUUUGAAAGUUUUGAUGGUGGAGCUGAUUCGGGUGGCGGUUCCACCACCGAGCUUGAUGGGUUGCCACCACCUCCACCAGGUGUAUCAGCUACAUCAGCUAAGAGCAAGGGCAUUGAUAACCAGAGACAAGGUCAGUACGCUGAUGCCAUAAAGUGGCUCUCUUGGGCUGUGAUUCUUAUGGAGAAAGCUGGCGAUCAAGCUGGAUCAGCCGAGGUCCUUUCAACUAGGGCUUCGUGUUACAAAGAAGUUGGAGAGUAUAAAAAGGCUGUAUCCGACUGCACAAAGGUACUUGACCACGACAAGAAGAACGUUACCAUUCUGGUUCAACGAGCACUCUUAUACGAGAGCAUGGAGAAAUACAAACUCGGAGCUGAAGAUCUAAGGAAUGUUCUGAAGAUCGAUCCCGGGAAUAGAAUUGCUAGAAGCACCGUUCAUCGCUUAACCAAAAUGGCUGGUUGA
Molecule: messenger RNA, 1497 nt
Organism: Arabis nemorensis
Lineage: Eukaryota; Viridiplantae; Streptophyta; Magnoliopsida; Brassicales; Brassicaceae
Source: the annotation of a GenBank genome assembly